Molecule: messenger RNA, 2763 nt
Organism: Psilocybe cubensis
Lineage: Eukaryota; Fungi; Basidiomycota; Agaricomycetes; Agaricales; Agrocybaceae
Exons: 8
Coding region: 1-2763 (920 amino acids)
Biological process (GO): cell redox homeostasis
Cellular component (GO): mitochondrion; cytosol
Molecular function (GO): protein binding
Source: RefSeq, a predicted model, not a curated record
AUGCUGCACUCCAUUUACGAUCUCACCACAUUCUGCAGGAAGACUACUGGCGAUGUCCCUGCUAAACUUGUUGGCGCAUCAACGACCGUCGUGGGCUCCAAAAUGUAUCUCUUUGGUGGAAGAUUGGUAACGGAACGUAGGAUGGUAUCCGACCUCUAUGUUUUUGAUUUGGAGACCUUCGUUUGGGAGCAAAUCCCCAUGUAUCCGGACGACGAUGUCCCAAGAGCGCGAUAUUUCCAUAGUGCAGAUACAUGGAAUAAUCACCUCGUUGUCUUCGGUGGUAUGAGCAAUCAGCUCGAUUCCUCAAAUCCCGAUGAGCUGUGUGUUCUUAACGAUGUACGGCUCUACAAUCUCUCUACGAGACGGUGGUUACCGUCUCCUCCCCCACCCCCUGAACCCGACCCGCUACUCCCUCGUGCUCGUUAUGCCCACCUUUCUUCAGUAACGGCAGAUCGCCUAUUUGUCAUCGGAGGCCAGGACUUCUACAAUACGUGGUUGGAUGAUGUAUGUGUAUUCGAUCUCGUUACCAAGACCUGGGUGCAGAAACGCGACUAUCCAAGACAUUGCGGCACCUAUCGAAGUGUAGCCGUAUCUUCAAAUACUACCGUUCGAUUCCCUCAGGAAGAAAUGCAAGCUUCUCUCUCAUCUUCUUUGGAGGCCUCUGGAAGAAGAUUCAAACCGUCUAAAAGUACUGCAAGUCCAUCCGACGAUGUGACCCCUCCUGAAGCCAUGACACAUCUCGCUUAUUCCGUUGAACCCACUGAAGAUCAUCCCAGUGAUAUUUACCUCUACAGCAACUAUAACUUUACCGACGUUAAGCGAGAGCUUGAGGUUUUUUCACCCCUCCCAGAUACGGACUUUACAAUCCAAGACCGGUCUUCUUCCAUGACAGGAACUACUAGUCCACCGGGUCUUCGAUUCCCUACUGGCGCUAUUCUCGGUACACAUCUUAUUAUUGCAGGGACGUACCUUGCCCAUAGUUACCAGUCGUUCUCUAUCUGGGUUCUCGACUUGACCUCUAUGACCUGGUCGCGUAUAGAUCCUGGGAAAGCCAUUGAAACCGGUUCUUGGUUCCGAGGAUGCUUGUGGGCGGAUGCUAACAAAUUUCUAAUAUUUGGGAAUCGACAUGGCAAUCUUGUAGAUGACUACAACCGACGAUUGUUGAGCUGGGAUCACGUCGCAGUUGUUGACCUAGAAGCCUUCGGAAUAUAUCAGCCUCCUCCACUCAAACUGGACGUUAGAAUGCAGGAGCUGGGCCUCGCAGCUCUAGAAGAGCGAGUGCUGACAGAUUUUGAAGUCGUCUGUGACGACGGCGUCAGAAUACCGUGCUCAAGACGCAUCCUGGAAGAUCGUUGGCCAUGGUUCAAAGAACAACGAAAGCAGUUUUUGCGAAAGGCAACAACAACACUGGAAUCGCUCCCAACAUCAUCGAUGCAUCUCCCUCUACCCGAGGUCGCAGGUGAUGGAGUGCUGGAUGAACCACGCGUUGACCCACGGCUGACGCCUCGAGCGUUCCAUCUCUCGGAACCAUAUGCCGUUACAAUGGCAUUGCUACAAUAUUUUUACUCUCUCGCAUUGAUUACUCCGCUACAGCAUACACCAGCAGUGCUGAGUCAACUAUUAAUUCUGGCUACUAAUUACCGGAUACCACAUCUGGAAUCACUUGUAAAACAUGCCAUGCACCGGUCAUUGUCGAACUCGACUUCUGUGGGGGUUUAUGAAGUGGCAACUUUAUGCAGCUGUAGGAGUCUCCAAAUUCGAGCUUUAAAGACUGUUAUGUCGUACACACAAAAGCGACCAUCAAGACGAACUGAAAAAGAAAACGGGGGAAGUAGCCGACCGUCUGAUAGCGGCGGCGAUGGUGGUAAUGGCUCGUCUAGUAAAUACGUAUCCCGGCCACGGGGCACUUCAGAUGCCAAGUGGUCCACCAUAGCCGACAGAGGAGGGGGCAGCAGUAGUUCAUAUAAUACUAUGCAAGAACUGCCAACCAAUGAACAAGCGCCGUCCACGAUCGUGGUAAACAUGAAUGUCAAUGUUGGCACUUCCCCGGCCGAUCUGCAACCCUUACGACACCAUUCUUCCCGCCCAAGGCUAUCAUCCGUCGCCGACGCCACUUCUACCGCUCCGGGUCAUCAUCACAGACCCUCCGUCAGCUAUAUAAAUAGAUCUUCUUCCCUUCCCAACGAAGCUUCUUCACCCCUAACUCCCAAGACAUCUUCGAACAGCAUUGGUCGUUCCUACAUCGAUUACCAAAAUUCAGCAACUUCAGACAGUGAUGCGAACAACACCACCGAUGACGAAUAUCAUAUCAACCGGAAAAGCAGCACUCCCAAACUUCAUGGCAUGACCCCAGUCGUCUGGCCAAAAAAGGCGCCUAACGUUCGCUGGAUUGCACCAGCUGAGCUUAAUGGCCAGACAGCGCCACCGCCACACUUCGAACCUGCGCCUAACUCACAACUAUCAAUCUCUACAUCCUCUGUUUCCAACACAGCGUCGCCUUCUAGUACAACGUCCACCAGCUCUGCAUUUGCGAGAUUUUUGGGCCACCACGAAAUCACAAGGAAAAAAUCGCAGACCGACGACUCGCAGGUACCGAACGCGUUCAGUACCGGUCAGCGAUCUCAAUCGGCGCUUGAUCAGCUCAAAAGCCAAAUUUUAGAAAUGGAAGAAGAACGGAAGCGCUCCAAAAAGGAGUCACAUAUCCAUGCUCUUGUCGACCAAGCAGGAAAACCUCUUACACUUUCGGGGGCGAUGACUAUGUAA